Exophiala xenobiotica is the source of this 1618-nucleotide messenger RNA. RefSeq lists its product as uncharacterized. The coding region runs from base 189 to 1448 and encodes 419 amino acids. The transcript is spliced from 2 exons. Gene Ontology annotation, molecular function: oxidoreductase activity; nucleotide binding. Gene Ontology annotation, cellular component: cytoplasm. NCBI's taxonomy places the organism in Eukaryota, Fungi, Ascomycota, Eurotiomycetes, Chaetothyriales, Herpotrichiellaceae. Gene Ontology annotation, biological process: NADPH regeneration. The record is from RefSeq and is a predicted model, not a curated record.
AAAGACUAUAAACAGCAUCAACGUCUUUCUUAGGCUGAAGGAUACUGGUGCUAGGUUUCCUGUACAUCGACGUCGAAAUCAUAUUCAGAUUCAAUAGAGGGACUGCCAGGACAGACGGAGGAAGCUAUCGACAUCUAGUGAGAUUGGGCUAUCUUCAAACGAGUCGCAGUAUUGGAAAAGCCUCGAAGAUGGCGCCACCAGCAGUCUUAAUGGUAGGUACUGGAGAGUACACUACGGGUUUCGUCUCAGGCGCUGCGUCGACUUCGGACAAGAAGGUGGGAGUUGUCGGCUUGACACUCUUCGAUCUCCGCCGACGAGGAAAAGUAUCAGACCUGUCCAUGGCAGGCGUGUCUGGUCAGAAAUUCCCCGCCAUCAGACAACAUCUGCAAAAGAACAUCUCGGAAGCGUACAAUGGACUGGACGUAUCUUUCCAGUCUUUCCCCUCUGACGACAAAUCCAAUCCACAAUCCUACAAGACAGCCAUCGACGCUCUGCCUCAGGGCUCGGCCGUGACGAUUUUCACGCCCGACUCAACGCACUACGAGAUCGCCAAAUACGCCAUCGAGCGGAGGAUCCACGUCAUGCUCACCAAACCCGCGACGAAACUCCUGUCUCACCACCUCGACCUGCUCGCCCUGGCCCGGAAGCACAAGGUAUUCGUCUACAUAGAGCACCACAAGCGAUUCGACCCGGCGUACGCGGACGCCAAAUUCCGCUCCCGCAAUCUCGGGGACUUCAACUACUUCUACAGCUACAUGUCGCAGCCAAAGUCGCAGCUCGAGACGUUCAAGGCCUGGGCGGGCAAGGAGUCGGACAUUUCGUACUACCUCAACUCGCACCAUGUCGAUAUCUGCGAGUGGAUGGUCCGAGACGCCGGUUGGCGACCUGCGAGUGUACGCGCGAGCGCGAGCGUUGGCAUUGCCGAGUCGGUGGGAUGUGCCAAGGGCACGGAGGACACGAUCACGCUGCUCGUCGACUGGGUGAGGAGUACCGAUGACAAGCGCGCAACUGGGAUAUACACGGCGAGCUGGACGGCGCCGAUGAAUGCAGGUGUGCAUUCACAGCAGCAUUUUCAUUAUAUCGCGUCAAAGGGCGAAGUAAAUGUCAACCAGGCGAAGCGUGGGUAUGAUGUUGUGGACGAGAAUGAUCAUUCGGGAAGCUCGUUGAAGUGGUAUAACCCGUUUUAUAUGCGGUAUGCGCCGGACGAGGAGGGUAACUUUGCUGGCCAGGGUGGGUAUGGAUAUGUGAGCUUUGAGAAGUUUGUCGACGGUGUAACGGCGGUGAACGAGGGUAGAGUCAGCCUUGAGGAGUUGGACAAGAGAGGCCUGCCCACGCUGAGAAAUACUGUUCUCACAACGGCCAUACUGGAGGCGGGAAGGAGAAGUCUGGAUGAGGGCGGUAGAUCGAUUGAGAUUGUGGGAGAAGGGGACAAGAUUGAGUUGAAGUAGGAAAAUCUGCGACCAAGUUGAGGCAACAUGAUACAUGUAAUUGUCCUAAGGAUGACUGCGCGAUUCCUCUCGCCUGUGUCUCCUAGCCAAAGAGAAGAAUUGAACGACAAUCUGUAUCGACAAAUGUUGUGGCAACCUGAUCUCGUCUCGCGACGGGCUUGUCGAGAAGC